CAAUAUAUUACAGUCUAGGGCUUGCUGCUGAAAAGCCUGCUGGAUCUUCCAGUGACCUGCUGUUCUUUCCUGCUUUCCUGUGUUUUUUUUCCCCCUCUUCCUCUCCCUCUUCUAGAUUUAGAUUAAAAACAAAGCUCUCUCUCUCUUUCUCUUUCCCAUCCUAAUUUUUUUUACUCUCCUUUUUUUCUUUUACACUCUCAGCCUGGCUGGAGGAGAAGAAGAAACCCCUUCAGUUUGUGUCUCAGUGUUGCAAGAGGAAGUCGUCUGAUUCCAUUCGUAUGGAGGUGUGUGCUUGGACCUUGUUGGUGUGCUUUGAGGAAGGACACAGAAGGGACACUCGGAUGUGACUGCGGCUUCAUCAGAGCAGCUUUCAUCAGACUCAUCAGAGAGCACAGAGAGAGGAGGAGGACAGCUAAGAGUGUUACUUUGACUCCUUUGAGGAGGAAGGAGGAGGCAGGAGGAGGAAGGUGGAGAAAGAAGGAGAAAAGGUGAAGGAAAAAAGUAAGCACUGGGGAGUUCUUGUAAAAAGAUUUUUUUUCCCUCAUCACGACCUUCUUGGAUGCACUUGAGUUUGUCCAGACUUGGAGACUAAAGCCAGGUUCCCAACUCUGGAUCCUGGGUUACGUCUCUGAUAAACCUUCUCCUUCAGAGGAGUGUAAAGAGCUGAAGGAGCACCACAAUCCAUCAGAGUCCUAACGAGCGUCUCUGCACUGACCAUGUACCCACAGGGUAGACACCCGGUUCCACUGCAGCCAGGCCAGUCCUUCAAGUUCACUGUGCUGGAGACACUGGACCGCAUUAAAGAGGAGUUCCAGUUCCUCCAGGCCCAGUAUCACAGUCUGAAGCUGGAGUGUGAGAAACUGGCCAGUGAGAAGACUGAAAUGCAGAGACACUACAUCAUGUACUAUGAGAUGUCUUACGGACUUAACAUAGAGAUGCACAAACAGGCAGAGAUUGUGAAGCGGCUCAGCGCUAUCUGUGCUCAGAUCAUCCCUUUUCUCUCUCAGGAGCACCAGCAGCAGGUGGUGCAGGCUGUGGAGCGGGCCAAGCAGGUCACCAUGGCAGAACUCAAUGCCAUCAUCGGGCAGCAGCAGCUCCAGCACCUGUCUCACCACACCCCAGGCAUCCCGCUAACCCCCCACCCAUCAGGCCUGGCCCUGGGGGGCGCCUCGGGCCUCUUGGCUCUCACCGGGGCGCUCGGCGUUUCUGCUCACUUGAGCAACAAGGACGAACGCAACCACCUGGAUGCUGAGCACCUUCGAGAGGGUGCACCCAGCAGGAGCAAGUCUGUGUCGUCAACAGACAGUCAGGCGAUAGAGGAGCGUCAGGGACCCUCGGGAGUUUUCUCCUCCCACACCGGCAACGAUGCCAAGAGGAGGCGCUGUGACGAUAAAGACGGCCCAUCGCAUUACGACAGUGAUGGGGACAAGAGUGAAGACAAUCUAGUGGUAGACGUCUCCAAUGAGGACCCGUCCUCCCCUGUGGGCAGCGCUGCUCACUCUCCUCACGGAAACGGCUUGGACCGAGCACCUACGCUGAGGAAGGAGCUUCCCAGAUCUCCGAGUCUCCCUCCUGCCCCCUCACCACCAGAUCACAGCCCCACUCCAGGCAAGAGCAAGGACUCGGGACAGACAGAGAAAUGUCAGUCGCCAUCUUCAAAGUCCGGCAGUAGCUCCCCGUCUCACCGUGAGGCCCUCACCCCCGGCCCCAGCACUUCCUGUCUGCGGCUUGUCACUAAACCCGCCUCCUCAGCAGAUCCUAUGGCAGCUCUGCGAAGUCCCCUAUCCAUGACCUCGGCUUCUUACCCGGGACACUUCAGUGUCAUGUCUCACGCCGGACUCAACGGAGAACUCGCCAGUCCAGGAAGUUUCGGUGGAUCAAUCACUCUGUCACCCCAGAUCAGUACUGCAGCUAGUGCCUACACACGCAGCCCUAUGGUGGCGUAUGAAUCGCGCUCUCACCUCAGGCCCUCAGGGCUGUCCUCCUCUCUGCCUGGCUCCAGUGGGGGCAAGCCUGCGUACUCGUUCCAUGUGAGUGCAGACGGACAGAUGCAGCCUGUACCCUUCCCUCCAGAUGCUCUCCUGGGCCCAGGCAUCCCACGCCAUGCCCGGCAGAUCCACACGCUCAGCCACGGGGAGGUGGUUUGUGCCGUGACCAUCAGCACCUCCACACGCCACGUCUACACUGGCGGGAAAGGCUGCGUCAAAGUGUGGGACAUCAGCCAGCCGGGCAGCAAGAGCCCCAUGGCCCAACUUGACUGUCUGAACAGGGACAACUACAUCCGUUCAUGUAAGCUCCUCCCUGACGGAAGAACUUUGAUCGUCGGAGGUGAAGCCAGCACUCUGUCCAUCUGGGACUUGGCCGCACCCACUCCACGCAUCAAGGCCGAGUUGACCUCCUCGGCUCCAGCGUGCUACGCGCUGGCCAUCAGUCCAGACAACAAGGUCUGUUUCUCCUGCUGCAGCGACGGCAACAUCGUGGUGUGGGACCUUCACAACCAGACCCUCGUCAGGCAGUUCCAGGGCCACACUGAUGGAGCCAGCUGCAUCGACAUCUCCAACGACGGGACCAAACUGUGGACUGGGGGACUGGAUAACACGGUGCGCUGCUGGGACCUGAGAGAGGGACGACAGCUCCAGCAGCACGACUUCACCUCCCAGAUCUUCUCCCUAGGAUACUGUCCUACAGGAGAAUGGCUAGCAGUGGGCAUGGAGAGCAGUAAUGUGGAAGUUCUUCAUGUCUCCAAACCAGACAAGUACCAGCUGCACCUUCAUGAGAGCUGCGUGCUGUCGCUCAAGUUCGCCUACUGCGGUAAAUGGUUUGUGAGCACAGGAAAAGACAAUCUGUUAAACGCAUGGAGAACGCCGUAUGGAGCCAGCAUCUUCCAGUCUAAGGAGUCUUCAUCCGUCCUGAGCUGUGAUGUUUCCCCGGAUGAUAAGUACAUAGUCACCGGCUCUGGAGAUAAGAAGGCCACAGUGUACGAGGUGGUCUACUGAGCACACGCAAGAGAUGGAUGGAUGGAUGGAUGGAUGGAUGGAUGGAUGGAUGGAUGGAAUGAAUGAAUGAAAGAAAGAAUGAGUUGAAAGCGAAGCACUUACCAGGAGCUUGUUCAUACCAGCUUUGGUGGGCAACCAUGGGUGCUUUUUGCAAACAAUAUUCCCCUGCUUCAUCUCUCAAGUACCAUUAAAGCCUCUCCCCAAGCCCAUUCCAUCUCCUGUGAGCAGGAAAGAGAGAAAAGGAAGAGAGGGACAAACAGAACGAAUAAACAGAGGGCGUAUAAUUAGCAGAGUGUGUAGAUAAAACGCUCAGUGGUGAGGAGAAAGCUCACAGGAGACGAGGUGAGCACUUAGGGAGCUUCAGCUCACACAAACAUACACACACAUAGCAGACAAUCGAUACAUUAUGGUAAGAAAAAAAACCACACACACACACACACACACACACACACACACACACACACGCAGUAAUGGGCCCAAAUGCAGCAGAGCUCGUUACACAACACCUCGGAGAGCCGAGAAACCGGACUGCAGCGUAGCGUCUUCUCCGGCUUCACAAACCUGCUCCGGUACGAAGUUACCGCUCCAAUUAAACACGCAUAUGUUCUGUUCGCAUCCGGCGUUUCCGUCUCCUGUGAGAGAACCUCCCUGGAGACCAUAAUGAGGAGCAGCUGGACCUCUCAGUGGGCUUCAUGUUGAAAACAUUAGACAGCAGCAUUUUCCAUUUUUAUUUCCAUUGAGAACAUUUUUACACGUGCACGUGCACGAGUGAACCAGCGUUUACGUGCUCUGGAAAAGCUCCAGAAACGAGAACUACAGAUCCGUGUUUGUGUUCCUGCUACAACUCGAGAUGCUUUUUACGUGCAAAAUCGCUGAAAAACGAACACACAGCUGAAGUGGAUGUUUGGAUUGUUGGAAUUUCACUGAUUAAAAAAGCCAAUGAUUCAAAAUACUCAUAAAUAAAAACAUCAAAUUCUACACUUA
Silurus meridionalis is the source of this 3980-nucleotide messenger RNA. It is a transcript of the gene tle2b, whose product is annotated as TLE family member 2, transcriptional corepressor b. The record is from RefSeq and is a predicted model, not a curated record. Bases 717 to 2996 code for a protein of 759 amino acids. Gene Ontology annotation, biological process: negative regulation of canonical Wnt signaling pathway; regulation of DNA-templated transcription. Gene Ontology annotation, cellular component: transcription regulator complex; nucleus. The transcript is spliced from 20 exons. Lineage: Eukaryota; Metazoa; Chordata; Actinopteri; Siluriformes; Siluridae. Gene Ontology annotation, molecular function: protein binding; transcription corepressor activity.